This is a messenger RNA of Neopsephotus bourkii (Bourke's parrot), 3743 nucleotides long. It is a transcript of the gene WDR44, whose product is annotated as WD repeat domain 44. NCBI's taxonomy places the organism in Eukaryota, Metazoa, Chordata, Aves, Psittaciformes, Psittacidae. The record is from RefSeq and is a predicted model, not a curated record. The transcript has 20 exons. Gene Ontology annotation, molecular function: protein binding. Bases 73 to 2799 code for a protein of 908 amino acids.
CGAGACCGGCGCGGCCCCCGCGCGCGCCCCGCCCGUCGUGCCCGCCGAGGUGGUGGCCGCCCCGCGCCCGCCAUGGCCUCCGACAGCGACUUCGAGGAGUUCUACGACGCGCGCGAGGACGUGCACUCGCCCGCCGCGGCCCCCGUACCGUCACCAUCAAAAGCUGGAUCCCAUGUAGUAAAGGAUGUGGACAGCAAGACACACAAAACUGGAAAUGAUACCUUUGUCCAAGAAAUGAAACAAGAUGAUUCAAAAGAGAUUAUCGACAGUAUUAUAGAAGAAAGCCAGAAGGCACAACAACUAGAUGAUGAUUCUUUAGAUCCUAGAGGAAAAGAUCUAACUGUUCCAACUUCAGAUGCAAAUGCUUGGAUUUCUGGAGCAGGUAUCAUUAAUAAUAUUCCAGAAGUAUUAGCUACUCAAAUACCAUUACAAGAAGACCCUGGAGAACUGGUAUAUCAGAGUGUGUGCAAGGACAGUGAGUUGGAGUCUGGGAAGCCUUUGUUUGCUUCUGAGAAACAGGAAACUCCUAAACUAACAGAAGUAACAAAUGCAACUGACCAUAAAAUGAAUGAAACUGAAGCACAGAAAGAAGCACCCAAAAAUGAGGACUUAACAGACAAGAAAGAGGCUAGCACUUUAGAACAAGUGGCUUCAGAUUUAUCGACCAAAGACCUUUCUACAACAGAAGAAAUCCCCCCAGCAAAGCCCCCACGGCAGCUCACUGUAGAACCAGACAUAGUUGCCAGCACAAAGAAGCCUGUCCCAGCCCGGCCACCACCUCCGACGAAUGUCCCCCCCCCGAGGCCACCCCCACCUGCCCGGCCAGCCCCACCACCACGGAAGAAGAAGAGUGAGCUGGAUUUUGAAGUGCAGAAACCUGGCUUAGAAGUUUCUCGAGAGCACUUCUCAGCUGGUGAUCUUCUAACUGCGAGUACAGUGGCAGAGGGAGUGUCCAAAGAUUCUCAGCCUUCUUUGGACCUAGCAAGUGCAACUAUUGGAGAUAAAAUAGUCACUGCACAGGAAAAUGGGAAAGCAGCUGAUGGCCAAACAGCAAAUGAAGUACUGGGACCACAAAGACCCAGGUCUAAUUCUGGAAGAGAGCUCACAGAUGAGGAAAUUCUAGCAAGUGUAAUGAUAAAAAACCUCGAUACAGGUGAAGAAAUACCCCUGAGUUUGGCAGAAGAGAAGUUGCCAACAGGCAUCAAUCCUCUGACUUUGCAUAUCAUGAGGAGAACUAAAGAAUAUGUCAGUAACGACGCAGCACAGUCUGAUGACGAAGACAAAAUGCAGACCCAGCAAACUGACUCUGAUGGAGGAAGGUUAAAACAGAAAACGACCCAGCUGAAGAAGUUCCUUGGCAAGUCUGUAAAGCGAGCAAAACAUCUUGCUGAGGAGUACGGCGAACGUGCUGUCAAUAAAGUGAAGAGCGUUCGAGAUGAAGUCUUCCAUACAGAUCAGGAUGAUCCCUCUUCCAGUGAUGAUGAAGGGAUGCCAUAUACGAGACCUGUUAAGUUCAAAGCAGCACAUGGCUUCAAGGGACCUUAUGAUUUUGAACAGAUUAAAGUUGUUCAGGAUCUCAGUGGAGAGCACAUGGGUGCUGUCUGGACAAUGAAGUUUUCACACUGUGGUCGAUUACUCGCAUCUGCAGGACAGGACAACGUAGUAAGAAUAUGGGUUUUAAAGAAUGCUUUUGACUAUUUCAACAACAUGCGGAUGAAGUACAAUACAGAAGGCCGUGUCUCCCCCUCUCCAUCUCAAGAGAGUCUGAAUUCUUCCAAGUCUGAUACUGAUGCAGGGAUUUGCAGUGGAGUUGAUGAAGACCCAGAUGAUAAAAAUGCCCCGUUUCGGCAAAGACCAUUUUGCAAAUACAAAGGACAUACAGCAGAUCUUCUUGAUCUUUCCUGGUCUAAAAAUUACUUCUUGCUUUCUUCUUCUAUGGAUAAAACUGUCAGAUUAUGGCACAUAUCAAGAAGAGAAUGUCUCUGCUGUUUCCAGCACAUAGACUUUGUCACUGCUAUAGCAUUCCAUCCAAGGGAUGACAGGUACUUCUUAAGUGGUUCAUUGGAUGGAAAGCUCCGGCUCUGGAACAUUCCCGACAAGAAGGUGGCAUUAUGGAAUGAAGUAGAUGGGCAGACAAAAUUGAUUACAGCAGCCAACUUCUGUCAGAAUGGCAAAUACGCAGUCAUAGGCACAUACGAUGGGAGAUGCAUCUUCUAUGACACUGAGCACUUGAAGUACCAUACACAAAUACACGUGCGCUCUACCAGGGGCCGAAACAGAGUUGGAAGGAAAAUUACUGGCAUUGAACCCUUGCCUGGAGAAAAUAAGAUACUAGUGACAUCAAAUGAUUCCAGGAUCAGAUUGUAUGACCUGAGAGAUCUGUCUUUGUCUAUGAAAUACAAAGGUUAUGUCAACAGCAGCAGCCAAAUCAAAGCUAGCUUUAGCCAUGACUUUACCUACAUUGUGAGUGGUUCAGAAGAUAAAUACGUUUAUAUCUGGAGUACUUACCAUGACUUGAGCAAGUUCACUUCUGUAAGGAGAGACCGUAAUGACUUCUGGGAAGGCAUUAAAGCUCACAAUGCAGUGGUCACAUCAGCCAUUUUUGCUCCCAAUCCUGGUUUGAUGGUGGCACUGGAAACUUCAGAGAAGCAAGAAGCUGAAAGUAAGGGAGAAGAUUCUGAAACGUCAGACACCAUACCCUCUGGAGCUUUGAAGACAGAUCACACGGAAGUGCUUUUAUCAGCUGACUUCACCGGAGCAAUCAAAGUCUUCAUUAACAAAAAGAAAUACCUAUCUUAGUUGUUCUGCAGCUGACAGCACAAAGCUAUGGUACUGUGGGAUUCACCCCCAGAAAUAAUGCGGGCAGAGUAUCUAAUAUAAUAGUGUUACAGGCUGAGUUCUUUGUAAAUCUUUCUUUUAAGGCUGCUCAAAUACUGGAUCCUGGGAAAGCAGCAUCUGCCUUUAACACCUGGGCUGUAGAAUAGAGAGGAAUGGCUAAGAAUAGUUCUGCCAGACAUCAGUCUCUAAACGUUCUAUGAGCAGCUGUUCUGCACUGGCCUUGUGAGGCUGCAUGCUUUUCUGCACAGGAGCACACGUGUCUUGGAUACAUGCAGUCAUUUGAACAGGUAUCAAAAGGAUUCUGGUGGUGCCAGUGGCCACUAGAUGUCAGGGAUGGGAAGGGAAGGCCGGGGGAAGGCUCUGGUCUGCUGUUUGCACAAGAUUCCAUUGGAUGGGAUGUUGAAUCUAGUUGCUGUUGUUGCCAGGUUUAAGUUCUGGGAGUUUGUGAUGGGUCAGCAACGCGUGUAAAUGUUUAUAACUCUCUCAACUUCAGGACGUGGAAAACCUCUUUUUUUUGUUGUCUUUUAAUUGUCGUGGACUUUGGGUUCCUUUCUUAUCUCUGAUUUUUUUGCACACUGGAGCACAAUACUUGUGUAAAGAAUUCUCUCAUUCCUUCUUCACGGGCACCAGGAUAUAGUCACCUUCCAGGUAAAACUGAGCUGCAUUAGAAAGUUCUUCUAUUUUACAAGUAUGUAAAAUAAACUGUUUACAUCUUUUAAGCAUUGUAGCUUAAAGUUUUAAGUUGUUCUCGUUUGUUUUGUGCCACUGAUUUUUGAAAGUCUUUGUAAAUAUUCAUAUAAAACACCUAUGAAGUAACAUUCUGGGCAUUGGGUCCCACGCAAUGUUAUUGAUGGUCGAGUGGUUCAGAACAGAUGUAUCAUUAAACUUGGUCACACACUUGAAAA